AUGGGUGUCGCUAUUAAGAAGAGGACUGGUCAGGAGAACACUGCCUCAGCCAAGCUUGAGGAGAAGUUGGAAGAUGUUGUUCAGGUGGUCCUGAUUGAUAACGAAUCGCAGGCCGAUUCCCUUCUUUCGAACCCAUUCAAGGACCCUGCAGUCGCUCAGUACUAUCAUGAUUUGUACGAGAAGAGUCAGUAUGAGUGUCGUCUGGCCUUUGAUCCUGACUUCGAGUGGCUGCCUGAGGAGGAGAAAAAGGUGAUUAGAAAGUUGGAUUUCAGAGUGGCGCUCAGUGCUUGUGUGAUGUUUAUUGCCUUGCAAGUGGACAGAGGUAAUUUGGCUCAGGCUGUGGUUGAUGACUUGUUGCCUGAUCUUGGAAUGAACACUAAUGACUAUAACACAGGUAACACGAUCUUCCUUGUGGCUUUCUUGUUGGCUGAAUUGCCUUCUCAAGUGAUUUCCAAGAAGCUCGGACCAGAUAUCUUUAUUCCUUUGCAGAUGUGUUCCUGGUCCAUUGUGGCUAUCUGCCAGGGUGCAAUGCAAAACAGAGCUGGUUUUUUCGUUUGCAGAGCACUUAUCGGUGCCAUUGAGGGUGGUUUCAUUGCCGACUUGGUUUUGUGGCUUUCGUACUUCUACAAGUCCAAGGAGUUGCCUCUUCGUUUGUCGUGGUUCUGGACUUCCCUUUCGCUUUGUCAGAUUUUCACCUCCCUUUUGGCUUUCGGUAUUUUGCGUAUGAGAGGUAUUGCAGGUUUGGCAGGUUGGAGAUGGCUUUUUAUUAUCGAGGGUCUCUUCACUCUUAUCAUUGGACUUCUUGCAUUUUACCUUAUGGUUCCUUCUGCUGUGCAGACAAAGAACUGGCUUCAUCCAAAGGGUUGGUUUACCGACAGACAGGAGAAGAUUGUCGUCAACAGGGUGUUGAGAGAUGACCCUUCCAAGGGAGACAUGCAUAACAGACAAGGUUUGACUUUGAAGAUGAUUGCAAAAUCCGCUUGGGAUUACGACUUGUGGCCUGUUUUUGCAAUCGGUUUCAUUGCAUACAUUCCCAACAGUACAAUUCAGCCUUAUAUGACGCUUUCCAUGAGGUCGUUGGGUUUCAGUCGAUUCGACACUAACUUGCUUACAAUCCCAUCUGCUGUUCUCCAUAUCAUUACCUUGCUUUUAAUUACUUGGUUCUCUGAGAGAAUCAACGAACGUGCCUUGACGUGUUUGGCUUACCCAAUCAUGGUUGUGCCAUUUUUGGCUGCUAUCAGAUGGUGGCCAGGCAGUGGAGAAAACGCAUGGGUGACUUGGUUCUUGGUUACGAUGGUUUUGUCUGGUCCAUACAUUCACGCUAUCUGUGUUUCUUGGGUUUCCAGAAACUCGAACUCCAUUCGUUCAAGGUCCGUCUGCUCGGCUUUGUAUAACAUGACCGUGCAAAUUGGAGCCAUUGGUGCUGCCAACAUUUACAGAGAAGACGAUAAGCCAAGAUACCGCAGAGGUAACAUGCAGCUUUUCAUCAUUGCUGUUGCAUUGAUUCCAUUGCUCCUCUUGGUCAAAUUCUACUACGUUUUCAGAAACAAGCAGAGGGACAAGAUCUGGAACGCCAUGACUGCCGAGGAGCAGGAAGAGUACAUCAAAACUACGACUGAUGAGGGUAAUAAGCGUCUCGACUUUAGAUUCGACCAUUGA
Molecule: messenger RNA, 1659 nt
Organism: Candidozyma duobushaemuli
Lineage: Eukaryota; Fungi; Ascomycota; Pichiomycetes; Serinales; Metschnikowiaceae
Exons: 1
Coding region: 1-1659 (552 amino acids)
Biological process (GO): transmembrane transport
Cellular component (GO): membrane
Molecular function (GO): transmembrane transporter activity
Source: RefSeq, a predicted model, not a curated record